GAAAUAUAAGUAUUAUGACCGAAAUUAUCCACUUUUUGGCAUAUAAAUGAUUACAUAACUGAUGGAACAAAUCAUCAUUCAACAUAUAAGACUCAUUCAAUAUUUCCCCUAUUACAUAAUACUUCAAUUAAAUCAAUCGAUUAUGUAAUCAAUAUGGAAUUAUGGAGGCAAAAUGCCAAAAUCUAUAUUUUCUAUUUUCUAUUCAUUAUUAAUUCUAUACUUAUAUAUCAAGUAUUUGGAUCAUGUUUUCAAUCAUCUGGAUCUAUAUCAAUUACAUAUGAUAUUAUUGAAGAAUCUAAUAUACCAUUAAUUAUUGGUAAUUUAAAAAAAGAUUUAUGUAUAGAUCAAUAUUCUAAUGAAGAUUUUAUUUCAUUUAAUAAACCUAAUAUUAAUCAACAUGAAUUUAUUAUAUUUCCAACAUCACAACCAUAUUAUAAAUAUUUUAUUUUAAAAACUGAAACCAUAGCAACAACCAAUUUAAAUGAACAAUAUUUAAUAUUAAAUCAAUCGAUUGAUCGUGAAUUAUUAUGUAAUAAAACAAAUGAUGUGACUAAUAGUCAUUCUAAUAGUAAUGAAAAUUUCUAUUCUAAUACAUAUAUACAACAAUACUAUAAUGAAAAUAAUAAUAUAUUAUGUAAUUGUUAUGAUUUAUUAGGUUGGUGUAAUAUAUAUCUACAUUUAGCUUUGAUCCCAUUACAUAAUAAUAACAGAACAUACUCAUCCAAUAUGUCAUUGUUCAGUAAUAUACAACAAUCUACACUACUAACAAAAUCUACUACUGAUUACUGGUUAAAUUCUAUAAGUAGUAUGAAAUUUUUUAUUAUAGAAUUAAAAAUUAUUGAUAUUAAUGAUAAUAUACCUAUAUUUAAUCCAUCUAAUUAUAAAAUUAUUAUAAGUGAAUCAGAUAAACCAGGUAUUAAUUAUCGUUUACCAAUAGCAUAUGAUCAAGAUUUAGGUAUUAAUUCAUUAAUUCAUUAUAAUAUCACUUUAAUACAUGCAAUAAAUAAUCAAGAUCAUACUAUUGAAUUAUUUUCGAUCAAUAAUACUAAUAAUAAUAAUAAUAAUAAUAAUCAAUUUAUUCUUAUACAAGAUCAUCAUCAGAAUAAUCAUCCUGACAAACAAUCAAUAAAUCAAUACAAUAAAAAUCAAUUAUAUAUUCAAUUAAUUGAUUCAUUAGAUAGAGAAUUAUAUCAUCAAUAUUAUAUACAAAUUAUAGCAAUGGAUCAAUCAAUCAAUCAUCAAAAAACUGGUACAUUAACAUUAUACAUUAAAAUAGCUGAUAUUAAUGAUCAAUUACCAAUAUUUGAAUAUAAUCAAUAUUUAUUUCAUCUAAUAGAAAAUUCACCUAAAGGUACUCUCAUUGGUCAAGUUAAAGCAAAUGAUAUAGAUGAUGGUAUUAAUUCAAUGAUCAAGUAUAAUAUAAAAGAAAUUAAACCAAUAAUCAAUAAUAAUAAUAAUUAUAAUUAUGAUUAUUAUUAUAAUGAUAAUAAUAAUAAUAAUAAUAAUCAAUUAAUCAAUAUUGAUCCAAUUACUGGUGAAAUUAAAUUAAUCAAUAUAAUUGAUCGUGAAAAAUUAUUAAAAUUAUUUUUAAUUAUUGAAGCUAAAGAUAAUGGUCAACCAUCAAAAUCAACUAUAACUAAUGUUAUUAUUGAAAUAGAUGAUAUAAAUGAUAAUAAUCCAAUUAUUGAUAUAUGGGGUUAUAAAGAAGUAUUAAAUUCAACUGGAUUAAUAAUGACAACUCCUACUAGUACUACUAAUAUACAACAUAGUAGUUUAAUACCAUUUUAUUUAAUUUCAUCAGAAAAUUCAUUUAUACCUAUACAUAUAUGGGUUAGUGAAUUAUUAAAUAUUAGAUCUAUAUUAUCUAUUGUAAAAGUAAAUGAUCUAGAUCAAGGAAUUAAUGGUACAGUUCAAUGUAGUUUAAAUGAUUCUUAUUUCAUCUUACAACCUGAAAUGGUCAAUAAUAAUAAUAAUAAUAAUAAUCAAAUGAAAAGUUAUUACAUCAUCUUAUCUAAAUCAUUAGAUUAUGAAUUACAAAUUAUACAUCAUUUACCAAUUCUAUGUUAUGAUUUAGGUAUACCAAUAGCUAGAACAUCAACAGUUUUAUUAAAUAUUCAUAUUAAAGAUGAAAAUGAUAAUGAACCAAAAUUUUUGAUUCCAGAAAUUUUUAUACCAGCACAAUGGAUCAAUAAAGCACAAUUUAUCAAUCAUUAUCAAGAUAAUAAUGAUAAUAAUAAUAAUAAUAUGAAUUCGAUCUUUGAUUUUCAUCAAAACUUAUUAAAUCUUAUGUUAACACCAUUAGAAAUUUUAAUCCCUGAAACAUGUCCAAUUAAUACUGUUAUAUUAAAAUUUCCUGUUCUUGAUAUAGAUAGUGGAAUCAAUAGCAUGUUAAACUAUGAAUUGAGAUCAAUAAAUCAAUAUCUUUUAAAUAGUUUAAACUUAAAUGAAUCAAUGGAAAUCAAUAAUAUAAUUGAUUUUAUACGUAUUAAUUAUACAACAGGUGAAAUUAUCAUUUAUCAAUCAUUAAAAUUAAUUCCAGAAUAUUAUAAAUAUAUUUAUGAAGUAAUUGUUAAAGAUCAAGGAAUUCCUAGUAAAGUAUCACGACUUCAAUUUUCAUUACAAAUAUUAAUAGUGAAUUCUUUUCCACCGGAAGUGAAACUACUAAAACCGAAUCAUUUAAAUAGAACAAUAAUAGAAUUACAUAAAAGUAAAUCUAAUAAAAAAUAUGAAAUUGAAAUGUAUGAAAAUGAACCAGCAGGUACACAUAUCGCUAGAAUAAUAGGAUAUGAUCCAGAUCGUGGUGAAGCUGGUCGUAUCACAUUUAUAUUAAUACAAAAUCUUAUAAAAACAUGUAUAGGAUCAUAUAAGAAAAUUGAUGAUGCUAUAUCGAUCGAUUCGAAUAAUGGUUUAAUCACUACAUUAAGACCAUUAGAUCGUGAAUUAGAUGGUAAUUUAUUAUUAUUAACAUUACAUAUACAAGAUCAUGGUAUACCUAUUUAUACAACUACUAUACAUAUUCAUAUUAAAAUAUUAGAUAUUAAUGAUAACCCACCAAUAUUUCUAUUACCAUUAUAUUCAUGUCAUUCAUCGAAUCGAUUACGUAAUUCAGAUCAUCAGAAACAUGACAGAUCAUCAUGUCAUUCAUUAAACAUCUACCCAACUCCUAAUAUUACGAAUCAAUUAUAUAAUAUGACAAUAGUAUUACCUAAACAAUCCAAUCAUGAUCUAUUACAUUCAUUUAUACAAUUUCAAACAAUUGAUUAUGAUCUAGGUAUAAAUUCUAUGAUCACAUAUCAUUUAGAUCAUAAUUGUUCACAAUUGAAUGUAUUCAAUGAUCAUUCAUUGAAUUAUUUAUUUAUUAUUGAUCAAUUAAGUGGUUGUUUAAGUAUUAUUAGUAAAUUUUUUUAUGAAAAAUUAUAUACUACUUAUAAAUUAUGUAUUAUUGCAAAAGAUCAUGGUCAAUUCAUUCAACAUUAUAGUAUUCUUAAAUUAUUGAUUAAAAUUCAAUUACAUAAUCAUAAUCAUAAUCAAUCAAUAAUUUUUAUUAAUUAUUCCAUUCAAUCGAUUAAUUAUUUAAUGAAAAAUCAAUUAAUCAAUAAUUUAUCAAUAAUCAAUAAUAUUCAAAUCAAUAAAUCAAUAUUACAAUUAAAUUAUAUGGAUCAACAACAACAUAAUAAUAAUAAUAAUAAUAAUAAUAAAAUGACAAUUAUUAUAAGAAUAUUAUUAUGUAUUACAACAAUAAUAAGUGGAUUAAUGAUUAUAAUGAUAAGUAUUAUAAGUAUUAAAAAACAACCAAAUUGGUUAUUAUGUAAUAUUCUAUGUAAAAAAAAUACAAAAGAAACAGCUAAAAUUGAAUUAUUAAGAUUUCAUGAAGUACAUAAUCAAAUUGAAGUCAAGCGUAAUCCAAAAUAUAAACAAAAUGAAAUGAAAUCAUAUGAUAUGGAAUUAGAAAAGAGUCAAAAUGAUCCAUUAUUACGUAAUAGUAAUAAUAAUAAUAAUACAGAUACAUUGAAAACGGAUAUCAAUUUAACUCAAACCCAAUGUCAACAACCUGUACAAAUCCAUUUACCUCAAGAUUAUUGUAUAAAAUGUAAUAAUUAUUCUGUUAAUAUUUCGGAUUCAUUAUUAAAUUAUUAUCCUUAUACUUCAUGUAAUCAUCAAUAUCAAGAUCAUGAUCCUCCUCCUCCUCCUCAUCAUCAUCAUCUUGAUCAUGAUCAUCAUCAUGAUGGUCAAUAUGAACAUGAUCGACAUAAUUCAGAUUCACCAGUCUUCCUACAUAUUAUAAGAACAUGUGAUAUUGUAAAUGAUCCUAAAUUAAUGAAACCAAUUAUAGAGACUACAACAACGGGUCAUAUUGUAUAAAGUAAUGAUAUGAAAUGUAUUUAUUGUAAUGAAAAGCCUACAGAUAAUUGGAAUCAAAAUAUAGUUUAAUGUAUGUAAUUCAUGAUAGGAUUGUGUAUAUUUUCGAUUUAUUUUAUUCUGUGUUGUAUAUAUGAAUACAAUCAGAAAAGAAAAAAAAACAAUGCUAUAUUUCCAUUCAAUCAUUUUGUCUUUUCUGUGUAGCGUCAUGUAGUAAGUUUAGGGUAAUGGCAUGUUAGUAUCAGUCAGUCAGUUAGUCGGCUAUAACGUAGGACCAGGCGCGUAUAUGCAGCGGUGCAAAAUGUCAUAACCUCAAUAGCACAACAAGAUGAUCACCGG
This is a messenger RNA of Schistosoma rodhaini, 4698 nucleotides long. The record is from the annotation of a GenBank genome assembly. NCBI's taxonomy places the organism in Eukaryota, Metazoa, Platyhelminthes, Trematoda, Strigeidida, Schistosomatidae.